AAAAAAAAAAAAGAAUGAGUUCGUCGAAAGGAGCUCCGAGUACGAGGAAGAGCAAAGGCCGCCAAAAGGUGAAGAUGGAGAAAAUGGAGAACCAGAGCAAUUUGCAGGUCACCUACUCGAAGAGGCGGGCCGGGCUUUUUAAGAAGGCGAGCGAGCUUUGCACGCUGUGUGGGGCCGAGGCAUCGAUCGUCGUCUUCUCUCCUGCUGAUAAGGUUUAUUGCUUUGGACAUCCUAAUGUCCAAACUGUUCUUGAUAAGUUUGAUGCUGAUUCUGGAAUUAUUAAUAAUAAUAUUAAUAAUAAUAAUAAUAUUAAUAAUAAUAAUAUUAAUAAUAAUGAUGAUGAUAAUAUUAUCGAUAAUGCCGCGACGGCGCGCGUUCUUGAGGCUUUCAGAAACUCAGCCAUACGUAAACUCAACGUGAGACUAACCCGAGCCGAGGUUGCGUUGAGGGCCGAAAAGAGAAGGACCGAAGAGCUCGAGGCGAUCAAGAAAACAGGUCAAGCCCAGAAGUGGUUUCCGACCGGGUUCGACGAUUUCAACUACGACCAGCUUUCUGCAUUGAAGGAAUCCAUUUUGGACUUUCGGAAGAAUCUCGACGCCAAACUGCAUGAGGACAUGCUUAGGGGUGGUUUUUUGUUUAACCCUAAUCCGGCAUUUAACAAUGCUCCGUUUCCGGUGGGGCCGAACGAUUUCUUUGCUCAUGGGGUUGGUGGUAUUAAUGGAGGGAUGGCGAUUAAUGAUGGAUUCGUUGUUGAUAAUCCUGCGGCUGCGAAUAUUAAUAUUAAUCCUAUGAUUGCUAGUGGUAGUAACAACAAUGGUGGUUUUGUUCCGUUCGAUAAUUACGGUGGUGGUAAUAAUGCUAUGUUGUUUGGCGGUGGGGCCGCUAAUCAUGGCUACACGGCUGCUUCUUCUUCGAGGUCGGUUCCGAAUUACGAUCCUUCGACGGCUAACAUCGGGAGUACGAGCUUUGGUGGGUACAACAACAACAUGGGAUAUGAUCCUAGGAUGUUUUAA
This is a messenger RNA of Erythranthe guttata (spotted monkey flower), 1013 nucleotides long. NCBI's taxonomy places the organism in Eukaryota, Viridiplantae, Streptophyta, Magnoliopsida, Lamiales, Phrymaceae. The record is from RefSeq and is a predicted model, not a curated record.